Molecule: messenger RNA, 597 nt
Organism: Loxodonta africana (African savanna elephant)
Lineage: Eukaryota; Metazoa; Chordata; Mammalia; Proboscidea; Elephantidae
Gene: NDUFC1
Product: NADH:ubiquinone oxidoreductase subunit C1
Exons: 4
Coding region: 58-288 (76 amino acids)
Cellular component (GO): mitochondrion
Source: RefSeq, a predicted model, not a curated record
GCGCUUCCGCCCGCCAGGGGGCGCUCAAGCCGGGGGAGGCGGAGCCCUGCCGGCAAGAUGGCGCCGUCCACGUUGCUACGCCGCUUUUCCCGGCUGCUGGCCCCGGCCUGGCUCCCGAGCGGCCUUUCAGCUCGGUCAAAGUUCUACGUUCGAGAGCCGCCGAACAGCAAGCCGAACUGGCUGAAAGUGGGCCUGACCUUGGGCACCACAGCCUUCCUGUGGGCCUAUCUCAUCAAACAACAUAAUGAAGAUGUUUUAGAGUAUAAAAGAAGAAAUGGGUUGGAAUAAACUACUGAAAUACCAACAUAGUAUGCUCCGUAUAGUGAUUACAGCAAUACCUCUGGAUUCACCAAUCUUUUGAUUGUAAAUGAGAGAGAAAAAGUUUUUGUGAAUGUAUAUUGUCAGCAUUUGUGUGUUGCAUCAUUAAGUGAUAAAAUAAAAAUACAUCUGUAUUCUUCAGAAAAUGCAUAUUGUGAUAACUAGCAGAAAAUGUUCAUUCUAAGGUAUAGUAUUGAAAGUAUUUCCAUAUGAAAGGUACAUUGUGUUAAAUGUGCAAGUUGAAAAAUUUAAUCAAUAAACAAUUUCAGUGUAAAUUCA